Molecule: messenger RNA, 2243 nt
Organism: Fundulus heteroclitus (mummichog)
Lineage: Eukaryota; Metazoa; Chordata; Actinopteri; Cyprinodontiformes; Fundulidae
Gene: med22
Product: mediator complex subunit 22
Exons: 4
Coding region: 133-555 (140 amino acids)
Biological process (GO): regulation of transcription by RNA polymerase II
Cellular component (GO): mediator complex
Molecular function (GO): transcription coregulator activity
Source: RefSeq, a predicted model, not a curated record
CCUGCACACCCACACCGGAUGUGACUCGCCAACAGCUAGAAGAAGAAGACGAGGAGCAGCUCUGGAUGUACAAUCAAACAAUAUUUCUUCUGAGAAUGCGCUAAAAUAGUGCCGAGGGACCCGCUGAGCACCAUGGCGAACCAGAGGGUGCUCCCCCAGAGCAAGGAGACGCUGCUGCAGAACUACAACAAGAGGCUCAAAGACGACAUCAGGUCCAUCAUGGACAACUUCACGGAAAUCAUCAAAACUGCAAAGAUAGAGGAUGAGACUCAGGUGUCUCGACCCACGCAGGCAGAGCAGGACCACUAUGAGAUGCACGUCAGAGCUGCGAACAUCGUUCGUGCCGGCGAGUCGCUGAUGAAGCUGGUGUCGGAUCUGAAACAGUUCCUGAUCCUGAACGACUUUCCCUCGGUGAACGAUGCCAUCAGUCAGCAGAACCAGCAGCUCCGGGCGCUGCAAGACGAGUGCGACAAGAAGCUGACGUCGCUCCGCGAUGAGAUCGCCGUCGACCUCUAUGAGCUAGAGGAAGAGUACUACUCCUCCAGGUACAAAUAGGCUCAGACCUGCCCCCAUCCCGCCGCCCCAGUCUCGCCCCAUGGCCAGCUCUGAUGGGUACCGUCUCAGGUUCUAACCCAGUUACUGCUGAGCCUGUGUAAAGGCUCUCGGUCUGAGAUCCUUUCACGUCGUCAUCCUCCAAACAGAUGUUUUCAUCCACGCACAUCACUGCCGAAGGUCAUUUUUACUGAGUUCAUUUUCUUCAGUGCCUUUAUGAUGCUACUGUUUACUAAGUGCCUUGUCAUUUUUAUUUUUUUUUUCAUAGUAAAGUUCUGAAAGGGGCAAACACUACAUGUCAGCUCUAUCUGCAUAUCCAACUCAGUCUGCAGGUCCACAUGUUCAUCACCCACGUUCUGGUGGCACCCUUAUAAACCCAAGAGGUUGACAUCUUAAAUGCUGUGCCAAAGUAUUCCUACUUCAUUUCACAUUGGAACCAAAAAGCUCUAUUUAAUUGUGAAUUUAUGUGAUGCACCAAUUGAAAGCAGUGUGUAAGUGGAAGCAAUUUUACGUGGUUUGACAUUUUACAGAUUAUUAGAAACGGAACAUUUUGACACACAUUUCUAUUCAGCUCCCCUGACUCGAUCAGAUUGGGCGGAGGGCAUUCCUGAACAUCAAUGUUCAGGUUUUCCCCCAUAUUCUCAAGGAAAGUUAGGUCUGGAGUUUGAGCCGUUCUAACAUCUUAACAUGCUUUCAUCUUAACGGCUGCAUGUAGCCGUGGACGUAUGUUGAGGGUCGCCGUCCCGCAGAAAGCUGAACUUCAGUCUUUUGUGGCCCCUAACAUGUCGACUUCCACUGUUGCCUGUAUAGAGCUCCGUCUUCUUCCCCUCAACUCUGAGCAGCUUUUAUAGGCCUGCAGAAGAAAAGCAUCCCCACAGCAUGACGCUGCCAACACCAUGUUUCACUGUAGAAGUGGCUCUGUUAGUUUUCUGGAUCACGUAGCCAAAAAGUUCCUUGUUUUUGUCUUUUCAGGGGACCACACUUUCACUACAACUCCAUUAUGGUUCUUGGUUUGAACAGCGCUCCAUUAAGACAGCUGGUUCCACCUGGACUUUAAAUAGCGGGGGAAUCAUAGUAAAGGGGAUGAAUAUUAUUGCAUUUCUCACCUGAUUUUAUUUGUAAAAGAACAAAAAGCGGCAUUUUCCUUCCACUUCACUGCUUUGUGUUGGUCUGUCACAUGAAAUUCACUGUAGUUUGUGGCGCCAACGUUAGAAAGUACAAAUGUUAUGAAUACUUUAGCCAGCCACUGUAUUUACUGCUGUUUUUAUCAGAACUUCUUACUCGUUAUUUUCUGCUGCCUCCAAUGGAUUUGAGACAUUUUAGCAUACGUGACAGAGAUGACUAUUUAAAUUGUUAAAAGAAUAUAUAUAUAUAUUGAUUUAUUCAUUAAGUUGUUGGAAGCAACAUAAAGUUCUAUAUAACGUAGGAAAAUAUAUUAGAAGAAAAAGUAAAGCAAUAUGAAAAUAGUCUGUGCUAGAAUUUAUGAGUAAUUUGUAGCUGGACCCAGAUCAGUUUUAAUUUAUCUGAUUAGGUUGAAUCUAAACUGUUUUUUUUUUUUUUUUUUUUUUUUUAUGUAGAUGUGUUCUGACAAAGGCAGAGAUAAGAUUUGUUGUUUCCGUCCAAUCUGUAACCAUGGAAGCGGUUCAGAGGACUUAAAAUGAUUGAGAAAUAAAGGGAGACAAAACGCUGCA